This is a messenger RNA of Acipenser ruthenus (sterlet), 2098 nucleotides long. RefSeq names its product heat shock 70 kDa protein 14-B-like. NCBI's taxonomy places the organism in Eukaryota, Metazoa, Chordata, Actinopteri, Acipenseriformes, Acipenseridae. The coding region runs from base 47 to 1579 and encodes 510 amino acids. Gene Ontology annotation, molecular function: misfolded protein binding; ATP-dependent protein folding chaperone; heat shock protein binding. Gene Ontology annotation, cellular component: cytoplasm; ribosome. Gene Ontology annotation, biological process: cellular response to unfolded protein; protein refolding. The transcript has 14 exons. The record is from RefSeq and is a predicted model, not a curated record.
UUCAUUUCUUUUUACCUGACUUCCUGUUCUGUGCAUACUAACAAGCAUGGCUGCUAUAGGAGUGCAUUUUGGUUGCACAUGUGCUUGUGUUGCAGUUUUUAAGGAUGGCAGAGCCGAUGUAAUUGCAAAUGAUUCAGGUGAUCGAGUCACCCCGGCUGUUGUUGCAUACAGAGAAAGAGAACAGAUUGUUGGUCUGGCAGCAAAGCAAGGAAGAAUAAGAAAUGCAUCAAACACUGUGGUAAAAGUGAAGCAGAUCCUUGGCAGAAGUUACGAUGAUCCACAGGCCCAGAAACACAUUACCGAGAGUAAAUGUUCAGUUAUUGAUAAGGAUCAAAAGCCCAGAUAUGAGAUUGAUACUGGGGAAGAUACCAAACUUGUUCCCCCUGAAGAAGUAGCAAAGCUAAUCUUCAGCAAGAUGAAGGAAACUGCUCAGUCAGCAUUGGGUUCAGAUGUCACUGAUGCAGUAAUUACUGUGCCUUUUGAGUUUGGGGAGAAGCAGAAGAAUGCUCUGAGACAGGCUGCCAUGGCAGCUGGUUUUAAUGUGUUGAGACUAAUUCAUGAACCCUCUGCUGCAUUGCUAGCUUAUGGGAUUGGCCAAGAAUCACCAACUGGAAAAAGUUAUGUCCUGGUUUACAAACUUGGAGGCACAUCCCUUUCUGUUACGGUGAUGGAGGUUAACAGUGGGAUGUAUCGAGUGCUUGCCACACAGACAGAUGACAGUAUUGGUGGUGAAUGUUUUACAGAGGCUCUUGCCCAGCAUUUAGCAUCUGAAUUUCAGAGGACCUAUAAGCAAGAUGUAAGGGGAAACCCCAGAGCUAUGAUGAAGUUAAUGAACAGUGCAGAUGCUGCAAAGCACACCUUGUCCACACUGGGGAGUUCAAACUGUUUUGUAGAUUCGCUCCAUGAUGGUAUGGACUUUGAUUGUAAUGUGUCCAGGGCUAGAUUUGAACUUGUAUGUUCUUUACUCUUCAAUAAGAGUAUACAGCCAAUUAAGAAUCUUUUGGACCAAGUUGGUCUCUCAGCAAAUGAUAUUAAUAGGGUGGUGCUGUGUGGAGGCUCUGCUCGUAUCCCCAAGCUCCAACAGAUGAUCCGGGAUCUGUUUCCAGAUGUGGAGCUCCUAAACUCCAUCCCUACCGAUGAAGUGAUCCCAAUUGGAGCUGCCAUAGAGGCAGGCAUAUUGGUUGGAAAGGACAGCUCCCUGCUGGAUGAGGAGUCUUUUGCAGUGGAGUGCUGUGCAAAGGAUAUCCUGGUGAAGGAAGCCGAUGACUCUGGGGCUGAUGUAUACACAGUUUUGCUACCAUCUGGCACCCCUUUGCCAGCAAGGCGACAUCACACCCUACAAAGUCCAGGGAAUGUUUCUUCAGUGUGUUUUGAGCUGUACCAGUCCAUUGGAAAGAACUGUGCCUCUCAAGCUAAUAAAUUUGCACAGAUUGUACUUGAAGAUUUAGAGAAGAUAGAAGAAACAACCCGUGACAUUAUAACAGUUCUUACCAUGAAAAGGGACGGGUCCUUACAUGUCACUUGUACUGACCAAGGAACUGGAAAAUCAGAAGCCAUCACAAUUGAAGUUGCAUCCUAAAAUAACUUCAGAAUAAAACCCUUUACUGCCAGUUUGAGAUGUUCUGCUUUAACAUAUUAUUAAAAAAAACAAAAACUGUGAACAUCUAGGUAGGUGGGUGUGUGUGUGUGUGUGUGUGUGUGUAUAUAUAUAUAUAUAUAUAUAUAUAUAUAUAUAUAUAUAUAUAUAUAUAUAGCUUUGUAAAAUGUCUUGGCAAGCAUAAUGUAGUUGUCCAGUUGGAAAAUGAACAUGAUAUUGAUAACCAUAGAAGACAAAUACAUUAGUAAUACACACCAAUUUUAUGUACUCUAUAAUUCCUUAGGCAAAGCAAUUGUUACGCUCAUCCAUUUCAGGUAUAUCUGUAAAUAUUAAUAUUUAAUAGAUUUCAUACUUGAAUUUCAUACAGUUUUCUGUUGGGUUUAAAUAUUCCAAGUUGAAGACACAACUGCAAUUGAGUUUGUUAAUGCAUGCCAAUUUUUAAAGCCUGUUUAAUUAAGCCAGUCAAUAUUUUCUUGGCAUAAUAAAAAAAUUAAAAUCAAA